GGAAAUUCAACAACCAUGGGAAUUGAAUGGAGAAUUCACAUGGCCAGAGGAAGAAUUAUUAGAAAACCCUAUCCCUAUAAUGGAUAUAAUUCAGGAAAUAAACCCACUGAUAAUAGAAUAAUUGAACUCCAAAACCAUAUUGCUAAAUUAGAGAAUGAAAUUGCUAUAAAAGAUCAAUUAAAUGAAGGAUUGAGAAAACAAUUGGAUGAAACUCAAUAUCAACUUAAUGAAACAGCGAGAAUGUGCAAUGAAAAUGCGAAUGCUCAGGAAUGGAUGAAAUAUUUUAAGAAUAAAUAUGAUAGGAGAAAUAAAUGGGUAAAUGAGUUAAAGAAGAAAGGUAAUAUCUUGUUAACAAAAUAUGUUAUCAAAAAUAAUGAUUUGAAAGACAGGAUAAAAGAAUUAGAACAAGAAAUAAAUUUUGGUAACAAAUUGUUUAAUCAAAUGGUAAAUCUCAAUAUGACAAUUAGUUCAGAUAUAAACACAGAUCCUUCUAUAGAAAAUAUGGAACUCUUAAAAUAUUAAUUAAAUUUUUUUAUAAAUAAA
Molecule: messenger RNA, 543 nt
Organism: Rhizophagus irregularis DAOM 181602=DAOM 197198
Lineage: Eukaryota; Fungi; Glomeromycota; Glomeromycetes; Glomerales; Glomeraceae
Source: RefSeq, a predicted model, not a curated record